ACACAUCUUACAGCGAUCAACACAGACAUGUUAUACCACAUGCUUUUGUUCUUGGUGGUUUUGCUGUUAGUGGCAGAUGCUUCCUUUGCAGCUGCCAUUUUACAAAUAGAUGAAGAACUCACCCAAACAGAGGCCACCGAGGAUGUUGAGAUAAUUCAGAAACUCAUGAAGACAAACUUUGAACAACUGGAGAAACUGAGCAACAGGUCCAGAUAUGUUGCAAGGAGCUGUAAAGAGAUCAAGGAAAGAUAUAAUGAGCAAGAAGAUGGGUUAUAUUACCUGACCACUGCUAAUGGCAUGGUCUAUCAGACUUUCUGUGAUAUGACCACUGCGGGAGGCGGCUGGACACUGGUGGCAAGUGUCCAUGAGAACAGUGUAUAUGGAAAGUGCACAGUGGGCGAUCGCUGGUCGAGCCAGCAGGGCAACAAUGCUGACCUGCCAGAUGGAGACGGGAACUGGAUGAACAGAAACACCUUUGGGGCAGUAGAGAGCGCCACCGCGGAUGAUUUUAAGAAUCCAGGUUACUAUGAUAUUUUAGCAGAAGACAUGUCUGUGUGGCACGUUCCCAACAACUUCCCACUGGAGCACUGGAACCUGGCAUCCAUCCUCCGCUACCACACUGAAAACCGCUUUCUUCGCCUGUAUGGAGGGAACCUCUUUCACCUCUUCAAGCAAUUUCCAGUGAGAUACAACAUUGGUUCUUGCAGCAACAGAGGGCCGGCUUUCCCCAUUGUGUAUGACCAUGGAGACAGAGAGUCCACCAGAAUGUUAUAUGGACCCAACACAAGAGCGCAAUUUGAACCAGGUUUCAUUACAUUCAGAGCAAUAAACAAUGAACGUGCAGCCAUGGCUAUCUGCUCUGGGGUCAAGCCGACUGGAUGUGACACUGAACAUUACUGUAUAGGAGGAGGUGGAUAUUUCUACCCUGUGCAGUGUGGGGACUUCCCAUCAUUUGACUGGGACAGAUUGGGAGGAUCGCAAGGUUGGAGCGCCUCUAAAGAAAUGACUGAGGCUGCUGUUUUACUGUUCUACCGCUGACAGGACUCUUUUGCUCAUGUAUCUUAUGGCAUGUCAGUCUAGACAACAAUCACAGUUGUGGCCAAAUAGAUUUCAGUUCAAGUGAAGUCAGAUGUAAUUGUUUAGCUCCUAAUAACAGCAUAUCUCAUGUUAUAGAGCAAAAGCCUUGUGAUUAUGCUCGUGUCCAUCAUUAACAGACCUAAUAUACAGUAAACAGUCACUUGUAGUUAAGCUGCACACCAGCAGAUGGCGUUACUGAACUGUAUAUUAAAAUAAACAUUAAAGAUUGACAGUUAUUUUGGGGCAGAUGGGACAGAGCAGGAUGAAACAAAAACAAACAAUAAAAAAAGCAAAAGAAAGCCAGGUAUAAAAGUAUUCUUCCUGUUACUGAUAUGCAAGAUGGUUGUUUUACUACACUGUGGAUAGUUCUUCUAAAUAUGGCUUUAAUGGUUCAUGAUGGUCUGAAUACAGUUCUAGAGGCUUUUCUGCAGCAGCACAAAUGAGUCUUUCUUGAAAACGGUAAAUUCUUAGAAUUUUGGGAUGCAAUAAAUGGACUGCACUUGUAUAACGCUUUUCUAGUCUUCCAGCCACUCAAAGUGCUUUUAUACGAGUCACAUUCACACACACAUUCACAAACACGUGAU
Epinephelus fuscoguttatus (brown-marbled grouper) is the source of this 1661-nucleotide messenger RNA. RefSeq names its product intelectin-like. The transcript is spliced from 8 exons. Lineage: Eukaryota; Metazoa; Chordata; Actinopteri; Perciformes; Serranidae. Gene Ontology annotation, molecular function: oligosaccharide binding. Bases 28 to 1038 code for a protein of 336 amino acids. The record is from RefSeq and is a predicted model, not a curated record.